Saccostrea cuccullata (small rock oyster) is the source of this 1042-nucleotide messenger RNA. RefSeq names its product sulfotransferase 2A8-like. Gene Ontology annotation, biological process: sulfation. The annotation marks the transcript as partial. The transcript has 6 exons. NCBI's taxonomy places the organism in Eukaryota, Metazoa, Mollusca, Bivalvia, Ostreida, Ostreidae. The record is from RefSeq and is a predicted model, not a curated record. Gene Ontology annotation, molecular function: sulfotransferase activity. Gene Ontology annotation, cellular component: cytoplasm.
CGAGUGUAGGGGUGGGGAGAGAGAAGAACUGGGGAGAGGGGAGUCGAGAGAGAGAGAAAGAGAAAGAGAGAGUUAUAGUUGGGAGAGAGAGAAAAAGUAGGGAGAGAGAGAGUAGGAGUGUGGAGAGAAGAGAGAGAGAGAGAGAGAGAGAGAGAGAGAGAGAGAGAGAGAGAGAGAGAGAGAGAGAGAGAGAGAGAGAGAGAGAGAGAGAGAGAGUGGGCAGAGAGAGUGGGAGUGGGAGAGAGAGCUGGAGUAGGGAGAGAGAUUGGGGAGAGAGGGAGCGAGAGAGAAUGAGACAGAGAGAGUCGAAUUUGGGAGAGAGAGUGUGGGAAUUGGGAAAGAGUGUGGGAGUUGGGAGAGAGGGAGGAGAGAGAAAGUGUAUUGAACCGGAGACUUACAUAAAUAUAAGGAACCAUUGGCUGAAUGCACUCGUGCCUCGUCUUCAAAAUUCCUGUCUGGACACCCCUUACAAACUGACAGAAAAAUUCCUAGAGUUUAUACCGAAUCUACAGGAACUGGAGUCAGUUCCAUCGCCUCGAAUAAUGACGUCACAUCUUCCGGUUAAAUAUACACCGAAGGAAAACAGUGGGAAAAUUAUCCAUUCCAUUCGGAACCAUAAAGACGUUGUAGUGUCUUUUUUCUAUCACGCCAGAGCCGACUCGAUAGUCAAGGACUUCAUGAAUCCUAACUGGUCCAUUUUCUUAGAAAAUUUCGUACGUGGGGAUUGUUUCUAUGGAAGUUGGUUUGAACAAGAGAAAGAGUGGGGAAAAGCAGCACAGCAAAAUUCUGAACAAAUAUUGGUCAUUUAUUACGAAGAUCUUAAGAAAAACGGUAUGGAGACAAUGCAGAGGAUAUCCUGUUUUCUCAGAACCUCCUCUGAUCCUACAUUUCUUCAAGCUGUUUAUGAUGAAUGUGCCUUUGAUAAAGAGAGGUGGGUGAUUGGAAAUCAAUAUUCAGAGAGGAACAGAAUGAGAAGUUUGAUCAAGUCUUCAAUGAACAAAUGAAGGAUUCAAAAUUAAAAAUACAAUGGAAUUAAACGGUU